Messenger RNA from Gavialis gangeticus (Gharial), 3901 nucleotides. RefSeq lists its product as uncharacterized. The coding region runs from base 130 to 1155 and encodes 341 amino acids. NCBI's taxonomy places the organism in Eukaryota, Metazoa, Chordata, Crocodylia, Gavialidae. The record is from RefSeq and is a predicted model, not a curated record. The transcript has 6 exons.
GACCUUGCAGGUCUAUUUUGAUACAUUAUUCAAUCUGGUCAGAAUGUUCUUUUUUUCCCCCCCUUGCUUCUGACAUCAUUUCCUGAGCAAUACAUUCAUUUGACAGUGUAGUUAGAUCCUCGUCUCAGCAUGGGAUGGAAGGAGCUCUUUAAAAUGGAUUUCAAAUCUUCAUUGACCCUGCAGUGCAUGCUGGUGAUGAUAACCAUUAUUGAUGGCUACGGUGAGACUAACAUACCUGUCACCGGUGUCAGAGGCAGCUCGGUCACCUUUCCUUUGCGAAGUCAAGGCUUGAAUGAUCUCUCAAAAAUAACUGGGCCCAAGUGUUACUGUUUGCUGACUGAAUCCAAUGAUACCUGGUCUGCAAACAUAUGUGGCGGGAAGAUGCAUAUCUGGAAAGGAUCAAUAGAGCUGGUGAAUGUGAUGGAGGAAGAUGAGGGGCUGUAUAUAUUUGAUUUUGGAGAAAGAAAUGAAACGUUCUUUCUGGAAGUGUUCGAUCCAGCCCAAAUCCCAACUAUUUCUAUCCACUGCCAUCCUAACGGUACAACAGAGUUAGUUUGUAAAGGGACUAGCAGUGCCAGUGACGAAUGUAAGUGGAUCUGGGAUACAGUUCAGCCUCAACCUGAGCCUUGCAUUAAGGAUGAUGGCAAGAGGUUAGUUUUGGAACAGCAUAAGAACGGAAAAGUUGUCUGUCAGAUUCUCGAGGGAAACAAGUCCAGGAAGAGUUCACCCAUAGAACUGAAAUGUGACAAUGGAGACCUACUGAAGCACCCGUGGUUCUUUUACAUUGUGGCAGGAAGUGGAGGGGCCGCCAUUCUCCUGGCCACUAUUUUUUCUGCAAUAACAUGCUGCUACAUGAGAAGCAACUACAAAUUCAUCCCCGUGCCUUCAGAGGAAGAAAAGGAAGAGGGAAUGCCACUCUCAGCCACUGCCAAUAAAGCAGCAAAGUGCCCCCCAAACAGUGAGGCUCCAGCUGCCAAAGCUGAUAGCCCUCUACAUCCUGAAGGCACAGGGACCUGCCAAAGCCUUGAGUCAGAUCUCACGAUGGAAGGCAAGCCCAAGGCAGAGGCAAAGUCUGAACCGGAUGCAGAGGUUGCCGUUGACAUUGAAAACCAGGAAAUGGAGUCAGAUUCAUUCCCCAGUCCUAUUGACCCCUGAUCAGACACACUCAGCCUUUUGCAUUCCUUAGUCACAUUCCACAUCAGAAUUGGUCUGAAAAAUAAUCCCUGAAUUAGAGGGGCCAUGUCCAUGAGAUGACCUCAUUUAAACUGUCCUUGUGGCUAAAGCAUAUUGCUGUCAUUAGCAAUGGGGCAAACAAGUCCAGGCAUAUAUAAGACUUUCCCAGCUCCCUGAGCCUUUGCCUAUUUAUAGAAUUGCACAUGAGCUGUGAUGCCUUUUGUAAAGUUCUGAAACAAUCUUGGCAGGUUUUUCCCCACUACAGUUGUCACAUUUUUGCCCUUUUAAGAUUCUUGGAUGGUGCCCAGCCUGAAAUGAGGAUUGAUGUAACUUUUUAAUUCGAGUCCAAAACAGGUGCAUGACAGAAGUCUCCUGAGAAAGCCUGUUCUCAUGAGAUUUUUCCAACAUGUUUUAUACAUCUAAGAGCUUAGGAGAAGGCUCAGAUAAGCACCAUUGUUUCGGGUACCUAUCUGGACCAAACUUCUAACCUCCAACCCCAUUUCCCUCCAACCUUCACUAGUUACGUGAAGCUGAAAGAUAUGGUACCAACUGUGACUGUUGUACAUAAUGGAAGAUAAUGAUUAAUCAUCAUGUACAUAUUGCAUUGCUGCCGGACCUACAGGUGGCCAUGAGUAUUGAUUGAAUAUUGAGAUGAGUGAUUGACAGCAGGUCAAUCUGGACUGCUUGCCUCUAUCAGAAGGGCUCUGUUGCAGCUUGUGUCUGUGAUUCUGAGAAGCUGGUUGGUGUCACCGUCUAAUAGUGCAAGGCCAAGAGCAUAAAUACCUAAAAUGUAACAGCCUGGCUAUUGCAGACUGAGUGAACUGGCCAGCUGUGUGUAUUUGGACUUUUUUUACUCUGUGUUAUCUGUGCUGACAGUGGUAGUUUAGAUAAUUCCUUAAGUGGGUUUCACCCUAGAGCUGCUCUAUAUUGCAUACAUUUAUUUUGCCUAGAAGAGACUGAGGAAUGGAGCAACAAGUGUUCUGAGAGAGAGAAUAGGGGCCUGUGAUUAAGGUAGCAGCUGGCACUACAAGGUGGGAAUGAGGGUCAUUUGCAACUUAUAUGGAAGUUGAGGAGAGGAAUACCAGCCCGUGUUGCAGGUCAGGCCUGUGAUACAUUUUCAGACCUGAGGAGCUUGGUAUCAAAACAAGAAUAAAGAUGGGUGCUGAUGAUCAGGAAGGAGGAACACUGGAAAAACUGCAUGUAAGGGCAGCAUUUGGAAUAGCGUGAUAGAAAAAAGCAAAUGGUGCAGUGCAGCACUGAUGCUGCUGGUAAGGCAACCAUGAUGGAGAAAUCAGCAUUGCAGCUUACUGCUUUGGGUGCUGGUUUCCUCUAUUUCACCACUGCUCAGUUACAUUCAUCCCAGUGUUGUACGGAAACAGAGGAGAGUUGUGUUUUUUGGAUGCUAGCACCUCUUGUCUGCAAUCAUCAGAUAAACAGAAAAGAAGCAAAACAGUCCCUCCCUUCCAGGCUGGGAGCUAGAGAGAAAUGCAUAUUUAACUGAAAGGUCUUUUAGGUCCAUUUUUAAGGGAAAGCUCUACACCAGUGGUUCACAACCUUCUGGCCCUGCCCACCAGAUGAGUGGUGCCAGAUUAGCCCACAGGAGCGAUCCAGUGUGCUGGCUGUCCUGCAUGCUGGAUCUGGUUGUGUACUAGUCUGACCCUGUGCAUCUGGAUCAAGCCAUGGAGAAACCCAACAGGCCAGCCUGAUCUAGCAUGCAGGGCCACCUUAUACAGCCCAUGGGUCCAGAAAUUUCACAGCAGUUAGUGCUACCACUACUUCUUGCUGCCAAAUUUCUGGAUCCUGCGCGUGAGAUGACAAGGCUCUGUGGGCUGGAUCUGUUCCACAGUCAAGUUGAGCACCAUAGCUCUACACCAGUGAUAGUGCUUUUGUCUAAAUGUUUCUCAGAGACAAUUGCAUUCAUUGGACACGAGGCAGAGUGUGUGGCACCCAGUGUGCAAUGCUAUACCCUGUGCUUCAUGGUGAAACCUAGGGGUUCAUGGGAACCCCUACCACUCUCAUGCAGUGGGGGACUAAGGGGCAUUUGGAGUGCCGGGGAAGUGCAGGCAAUUCUCGGGUUAGUGCUGGUUUGCUGCACUUGUAGGCAGACAAUUACAGAAAAAAGGGUGACAUCAACCCUGAGAUGGUGCCUACCCCCGAGUCUGUUGGUGCUCCAAAUUUUACAGAAAAGUUUCUGAGAUGCUUCAGUUACUGAGAGUUUGGAGGCAGGUUAUAGGCUGGAGCUAAACUGAUGUUUCCUGUAAUCCAGUAAAUAAAAGGAAAGAGGGCUUUUCUUCUGUGGGUAGUUUAUGAUGCAGGAUCCCUGCAAGGUCCUUCUUUCCCUUCUUUUGCUUCAGGAAACUCCUUGCUGACAUCACUUGUGUGAGAAUGUGUGUAUGUGUGUGUGAGCCCUGGAGUUGCUGUUCCCCAUGCAUUGCUGUUCUGGCCCAGGCUCUGGGAGGUGCUUAUUCAAAUGAAGGAGUCUGGUGGAAGGCCAAGAUGCCAGCCAGCCUUGCUUCCCUGCAGGUGGAUAUAGAAGACUAUUCCCCUUUGCUUUCUCAACACAGUGGUACAGGACUUGGGCAAAGAUGGCUCUUGUCACAGGGUAAGGGCCAGAGGGGAUUCAUGCAGCUUUUGCAUUGUAAUUUUUUUUCCAUAUAUGCUGAUGUUUGGCUGCGGGUUUUUUUUGAUGCUGGUUUUGUUCCUAAUAAAGAUACUGUUUUAUAGCUGA